CUCCCCCCGGGUGGGCAUCACGGAGUCUCUCCUCCGCGUCUGUACCCUGGCUCAGGCAUCGUCGUGUCGGGAUGAGCCGCGUUUCUCCAUGGAGACCAAACGGGUCGAGAUCCCCAGCAGCGUCCUGGAUGAUCUGUGCAGCCGAUUUAUUUUGCACAUUCCAAGUGAAGAGAGAGACAACGCAAUCAGAGUAUGCUUUCAAAUUGAACUUGCCCAUUGGUUUUACUUGGAUUUUUACAUGCAAAACACACCAGGAUUACCUCAGUGUGGGAUAAGAGACUUUGCAAAAGCUGUCUUCAAUCACUGCCCUUUCUUACUGCCUCAAGGUGAAGAUGUACAAAAAGUUUUAGAUGAGUGGAAAGAAUACAAAAUGGGAGUGCCAACCUAUGGUGCAAUUAUUCUUGAUGAAACACUUGAAAAUGUUCUUCUUGUUCAGGGCUAUUUAGCAAAGUCUGGUUGGGGAUUUCCAAAAGGGAAAGUAAAUAAAGAAGAGGCACCUCAUGACUGUGCUGCUAGGGAGGUGUUUGAAGAAACUGGAUUUGACAUAAAAGAUUAUAUCUGCAAAGAAGAAUACAUUGAGCUGCGAAUCAAUGAUCAGUUAGCACGGCUGUACAUCAUUCCAGGAGUUCCCAAGAACACAAAAUUCAACCCCAAAACUAGAAGGGAAAUUCGGAAUAUUGAGUGGUUUUCUAUUGACAAAUUACCAUGCCACAGAAAUGACAUGACCCCAAGGUCCAAGCUGGGUUUGGCACCUAACAAAUUUUUUAUGGCAAUCCCGUUCAUCAGGCCAUUGAGGGAAUGGAUUUCCCGAAGGAAUGGAGAUUCCUCAGAUAGUGACAAUGCAUUUUCAUCUACAGGGAGCACACCCUCUAAACCGAACUUGGAAAAAGCAAGAUCAAAACUUCGCUGUAGUCAGCAAGUGCUUACAGAUGGCUUUUCAGGCGAGCAGGGUGUGAAGACAAAACAGCCACAGAAGCCAUAUAGCCAUACUGAGAUUUCUGAAGCUUUGAAAAUCAAGAGUCAGAGCUUGAAGAGCAAUGGCAGAAAGCAGUAUCAAGACACUUCCGGCCAAAAGAAGCGAACAAAUGGAGUCCAUGGUCAACCAGUUAAGCAAAACCAUACAUUGAAAUGUGAAAAAAGGCUUAAUCCAAGAAGACUCCAAGAUAACUUUGAAACAGCAGAUGCAGCCUAUGAGAUGUGUUGCUCCAGUGAAGACACACUGCCAGAACAUGUAGAGGGACAUUCUGUGGCAUGCAAUGGCCAUUACAAAUUUGCUUUCUCAUCAAGAGCUUUCUUGAGUUUCAAGUUUGACCAUGAUGCCAUAAUGAAAAGUUUUGACCUCUGACAGCAAACAUAGUAGGAGCAAAAAAAUCAAACUUGCCUGUUGCGGUUAAAGGGGGUUUCUUAUCCAGCCUUACUCUUUCUCAGGAGUUUUUUGUUUCAUUUGUUUGUUUUCAAAUGCAAUGCAGGGACUGACUGGAUGUUGUGGAAGGGCUUGGUCUUUUUGCAGCAUGGGAGUGACAUAUUCCAAGUGUUGCACUUUAAAUGCAGUAUAGUCUUUGUCCACAAAAAAACCUUUCCAGUGUUCAGUUCACUUGUUCCUAUGCAUUCAUUAGAGGGCAUUUUUUUUACCUUGCUGUGUGUUCUGUAGAAUGUCUUUGACUUUAAAAAGAAAAAAAAGCUGGAGUAU
Messenger RNA from Dryobates pubescens (Downy woodpecker), 1690 nucleotides. RefSeq names its product decapping mRNA 2 (gene DCP2). Gene Ontology annotation, cellular component: P-body; cytoplasm. NCBI's taxonomy places the organism in Eukaryota, Metazoa, Chordata, Aves, Piciformes, Picidae. Gene Ontology annotation, biological process: deadenylation-dependent decapping of nuclear-transcribed mRNA; nuclear-transcribed mRNA catabolic process, nonsense-mediated decay. The coding region runs from base 89 to 1345 and encodes 418 amino acids. The transcript is spliced from 11 exons. Gene Ontology annotation, molecular function: manganese ion binding; RNA binding; 5'-(N(7)-methylguanosine 5'-triphospho)-[mRNA] hydrolase activity. The record is from RefSeq and is a predicted model, not a curated record.